AUGGCACCAAGACAAUCAAAAACUGCUAAAAGAAACAAAACACAGAAUAAAACUAGAACGGUAGAUUCUGAAGUGUUCUCAGACUCCGCUGCCAAAAACUUGUUAGCUGAUCAACCAAAACUAACACCAAAGUCAAAAGUGAAAAAGAUUUCAAAAUUGGCACUUAAAAAACAGCAAGCAAAAAUAAGGUUAUACGGAGCUAAAAAUGGAAAGGAAUAUAGAGAAGAUCAGUUGGAUAUACCCACCUUGAACAAAGCAAUUGUUCCAGGUGUUAAGGCUAAGCGUGGGAAAAAGGGUAAAAAGUUUGUUGAUGACAACGACACUUUGACUUUGAAUAGACUUGUCAAAUCUAUAAAUGACAAAUACGACCAAGUCAAUGAAAGUAAAUUGGAAAAAUCAAGAAGAUUAGAGGAGAUACGAGACUUGAAAAGACAAGAGAUUGAAAGAAAAGAACAACUAAAGAAGGACAAAUUGGAAGGUAAGAAAGAUGAACUUCGAAGUAAGGCUUCAGUGGCUCGUUCAAAUAGAAGAAAAAAUGCAAAGGCAAGAAGAGCUGAGGACGAAUCUCAAGAAGAUGAGUUACCAAAGAAUAAAAAGAAAGUAUCUUUUGUAUAA
Molecule: messenger RNA, 615 nt
Organism: Candida dubliniensis CD36
Lineage: Eukaryota; Fungi; Ascomycota; Pichiomycetes; Serinales; Debaryomycetaceae
Exons: 1
Coding region: 1-615 (204 amino acids)
Biological process (GO): ribosomal large subunit biogenesis; intracellular mRNA localization
Cellular component (GO): preribosome, large subunit precursor; nucleolus
Molecular function (GO): mRNA binding
Source: RefSeq, a predicted model, not a curated record